Xiphias gladius (swordfish) is the source of this 1099-nucleotide messenger RNA. It is a transcript of the gene erh, whose product is annotated as ERH mRNA splicing and mitosis factor. The record is from RefSeq and is a predicted model, not a curated record. The transcript is spliced from 4 exons. NCBI's taxonomy places the organism in Eukaryota, Metazoa, Chordata, Actinopteri, Istiophoriformes, Xiphiidae. Bases 153 to 467 code for a protein of 104 amino acids.
CAACCGGAAAAAUACUUAUUUCAUUUCCUCUGAAUAUUUUUGCUCGAACAGCUACACCGCACGGGGGAUUGAAAAGCAAUAAAGAUCGAUAUUUUUUUUUGUUGCAGUUUUGCAUCCCCAAGAAGUAGACAGAGUCUGCGGUCAACACAAACAUGUCGCACACAAUUUUGCUUGUCCAGCCGACCAAGAGACCUGAGGGCCGCACAUAUGCUGACUAUGAGUCAGUGAAUGAAUGUAUGGAAGGUGUUUGCAAAAUGUAUGAAGAGCAUCUGAAGAGGAUGAAUCCAAACAGUCCCUCCAUCACUUAUGACAUUAGUCAGUUGUUUGACUUUAUUGAUGACUUGGCCGAUCUUAGCUGUCUUGUGUACAGAGCUGACACCCAGACAUACCAACCAUAUAACAAAGACUGGAUCAAGGAGAAGAUAUAUGUCCUGCUGCGACGUCAGGCUCAGCAGGCAGCAAAGUAAAGGCAUCGGUGGAAGGUUGUCCUGCUACACACACCUUGAAGGAGUUUACACUGCUCUACAUUUCCACAGCAUCUUAUAGAUCUGUGUAUAUGGAAAACAUUGUCAUUUGGUGAGAGGUGGAUAUUCACAUUAUACUAUACAUGGGGAAUAGAGUGGGUUUGAAAAAUGAGGUAAGGUCAGAUAUAUUUGGGCUUUAUAUUGAAAUGGAGUGAUGCUCGGCAUAACGUGUAUGUUUGGUACAUCAUGAGGAGAGGGGGGUUAAUGGCUGUAAGAAAUAACUUAUUGGUGGAGAGGGUUUCCUGCUCGGAGAAGUGCUCCACAGGCUAGAUACAAAACAUUUCAGUUGUUAAAUUUUUAGUAGUGUGCUUUGCUGAAAAGUUGUGACGUUUUUUUUUUUUGAUACCUUUACUGGGCAGUUGGAUUCCAACAUGCUAUGGAUUUUGAAUGCAGGUGAUUUAUAUUUGAAUGAGUAAUUGUCUGCAGACUGACCCAUUAAUUCAACUGAUCCAGAAGAUGUCUUGUCCAUAUUUCAUCUGUUAUUAGUAAUUUUCCUAUAGCCUACUAUCAUGAUGUAAAGUGCUGUUAUUGUAAACAUUUUUCAAACUUUUUUUUUUUUUUUUUGCAGUAGCAUU